Molecule: messenger RNA, 402 nt
Organism: Syzygium oleosum
Lineage: Eukaryota; Viridiplantae; Streptophyta; Magnoliopsida; Myrtales; Myrtaceae
Exons: 1
Coding region: 33-209 (58 amino acids)
Source: RefSeq, a predicted model, not a curated record
UCGAGGAUCGAAGUGAAAAGAGUGAUUCGAAGAUGGAAGAAGACUACGGGUGGGGAAGCGGUUCGAUAUUGAUGAUCGUGGUGGUUGCCGCGGUGCUCUUGCUGGCCCCGUUGGUGAUGGGUUCGGUUCAACCGCCGGGUUUAUCCCUCCUGUUUUUCCCCGUGGUCCUCGUCGCGGUUUUCCUCUUCCUCUGUUUAUCCUCCAAAUAAGUGUGUAGGCUUUAGACUUAUAUGUUUCGUUUCCUUUUCCCUCUCUCUCUCGCGCUCUCAUUUUGUUUGUGAGCGUACCCUGCCAUCUUUGUGAUGUAUAGGACAUACAUUUCUGUAUUGUUCAGUCAAGUUUAUUAAUUGUGGUUGCUCUUGCUGUUGGUGCAUUGAUGAAUGGUGAGUUACUCGUUCUAAA